Molecule: messenger RNA, 1609 nt
Organism: Thalassophryne amazonica
Lineage: Eukaryota; Metazoa; Chordata; Actinopteri; Batrachoidiformes; Batrachoididae
Gene: hapln4
Product: hyaluronan and proteoglycan link protein 4
Exons: 7
Coding region: 131-1318 (395 amino acids)
Biological process (GO): cell adhesion
Molecular function (GO): hyaluronic acid binding
Source: RefSeq, a predicted model, not a curated record
AAACACUGGUGGUUCUGCAGUGUGAGAGAGAGAGAGAGAGAGAGAGAGAGACGCUGCAGAUGAGGCUGGCUGUGGAGGAAAACGGUGCACAUUUGCUUCAUCCAGACAUUAAUACUGUUGGCAAACAGUCAUGGUCUCACACGAGCCGCAGCCUCUGGCAGUCAGGAUGAUAUGCUGUGUGGUCAUCGUCCUAAUGUCUUCUCUCUCUGUGGCUUCACUUCCCACUGGAACACAGAAGGGGGGGAGGAAGGUGGUGCAUGUACUUGAGGAUGACACCGGGGCUGUGAUUGUGCAGACAGCUCCUGGUAAAGUGGUGACGCACCGCGGUGGCUCCAUCACUCUACCCUGCAGAUUCCACCAUGAGCCAGAGACCAUUGACCCUGUCCCAAUCCGGAUUAAGUGGACCAAGGUGACUGAUGCUCUGCAGUUUCAGGAUGUCUUUGUGGCACUUGGACGACGGCAGCGAGCGUUCGGCUCGUACCGGGGCCGUGUUUUUUUGGAGCAAGCAGGACCGGGUGAUGCCUCAGUGAUCAUCCAAAAUGUCACACUGGAGGACUACGGACGCUAUGAAUGUGAGGUCACUAAUGACAUGGAAGAUGACACGGGAUUUGUCAACCUUGACUUGGAAGGAGUGGUAUUUCCCUACUACCCUCGUGAGGGGCGAUAUAAACUAAACUACCACCAGGCUGAGGACAUCUGCAAACAGCAGGAUGCUAUUCUGGCCUCUCACUCUCAGCUUCAUAAGGCUUGGCUGGAAGGCCUAGAUUGGUGUAAUGCCGGAUGGCUGGAGGAUGGAUCAGUCCAGUACCCCAUCUCUCAUCCCAGAGACCAGUGUGGCCGUAAGGACAACCCCGCUGGUGUUCGUAACUAUGGCUACAGGCACAAGGAGGACGAGCGCUAUGAUGCAUUCUGCUUCACUUCAAAGCUCUAUGGCAAAGUGUACUUCCUCAAACGAUUCAAGAAGGUGAACUACGCGGAGGCGGUGAAGGCGUGUGUUCGCAAUGGAUCGUCGGUGGCCAAAGUGGGUCAGCUUUACGCCGCGUGGAAGUUCCAGCUGCUGGACCGUUGUGAAGCCGGCUGGCUGGAGGACGGCAGCAUCCGCUAUCCCAUAGUCAACCCGCGGUCCCGCUGUGGAGGAUCCCAACCAGGCGUACGACACCUGGGCUUCCCCGAUAAAAAAUUCCGCCUCUACGGGGUUUAUUGCUUCAGCAAGACCAAGGAUGAUGGUACAGGAAAAACGACAGGGCUCCCCGCUGAGAUGCUGAAGGGGAGUCACAGCAGCGACAACAUCUCCACGAAUGCAACCAGGGUGAUUUAAAAUGCACAAAGUGAGAGGAAAUCUAGAUUUGACUGCUACAACUGUUGCCUGGCAGCCAAGCCUCCUUCAUUGCUUUUAAAGUCAAACACUCGCUGACAAAAUGUUCCAUAGAGCACAAACAAGACUGUGUAAAAUGACAGUUGAUGUCUUUAUUGGAGUGAUUUUCCUUCAUGCUCCAGUCUGUCCAUCAUCUUAUGAGGCAUUAGCACAUCUGUCGCUGUAAAGGUUUAAGCUAAGGCUCAGAUGCGUCAGAUUAGCUGUCUGCCAUGUGAACCCUUAUUCACUUGUGUC